This is a messenger RNA of Aptenodytes forsteri (emperor penguin), 2590 nucleotides long. It is a transcript of the gene BEND2, whose product is annotated as BEN domain containing 2. The transcript has 12 exons. Bases 164 to 2137 code for a protein of 657 amino acids. NCBI's taxonomy places the organism in Eukaryota, Metazoa, Chordata, Aves, Sphenisciformes, Spheniscidae. Gene Ontology annotation, molecular function: DNA binding. The record is from RefSeq and is a predicted model, not a curated record.
UAAAUAGAGCAGGAUCUAGUUGCAGUCCAAGUUAAUGCUAGCUGGCUCUCCUCUUGUGACUUAGUUUAACCCAGAUUAUGUAUCUGUGAAUGUUGAGGAUGAUGUUGAAGCAGUGAUUAUUGACCAUGGAGAAAAUGGACUGUCCACACAAAGCUGCGUGUCAAUGGAACAAAACUCUGAUGUAAACGGUGUUCACCAUGUGGCUCAACUUGCCUAUGGAAGCGAAGGCUUAUCAGUGCUAGCUGAACGAGUGGCAUCACAAAUGAGCCAUUCUGCAAGUAUGCAGAGAGGAAAUGGUCACAGCCCUGAAAAAAUGGAUUUUGUGUUUUCGCAUAACAAAAGAAAACGACUCACCCCUACUCUAGUGGGACAGAAUGUGAUGAGAACCAGGGAAGGAGAAUAUGAAGAUAGUGACAGUGUCAUUUAUGAGUAUGAACCAGAUUAUGAGUGUGGGAGUAUUGUAUCUGAAGCUUCCUACACUGAAGCUUCCUACGCUGGAGAUCAGCAGAAAACUCUUAUGGAAGUCCUCAGUUACUGCCAGGCCAUGUAUGAUGCCAUUCAGAAACUGGAUAAAAAAUUUGACCUGCUUCAUCGGAAGGUCUCAGAAAUGCAGCAUACUCGUGUAAAGCCACUGUUGCUCAAACCUAAACCAGUUGGAUUUACAUAUAGAAGUUCCAGUCAUUUGCCCCAAGGAAAAAUAAGAGUGCAAAAAUCCAUGGAAAGGGAAUCAAGUCUUCAUCUCUCUUCGCCCGGCCAGGGAAGGCAUAGCCCAGUCAUAAGGGUUGCUUUACAAAAUGGCCAUGUUCAGGUCAAUUCCACAAUCAAACAUGUUCAACAGAGUCUUCAGCUUGAAUCGCAGCAACCUGUUCGUAGGCAGAGCCCACCACUCCCCACUAUAGUUUCUACGCAUUCGUUGCAUUCAUCAUACGCAGCAGCUAACAGGAUGCCUGACCUUUCUCCACGACCAAAUCUUGUAGCCAGCGUUGUGGAAAGUACUGUCAACAUUGCAUCUUCACCAGUGGCAUCGUCAUCGAUGCCAGCACCAUCUGAGACCAGUUUGGGAAAUAAUGCUGUGGUGGUGAACUACAGAAAUGCAUCUGGGAGUGCAAACAUUAGUAAAGAACUACCAUCUUCUUCAGUCUCCAUCAGUCCUAGCUUUGAGUUUGUUGGUGACCCAGUGAGAAAUGUAAAAGUUCCUGGAAACUAUUUGAUGAAAGCUCGGCAAAAGACUAAACCAAAGUAUGCGGCGCGCUACUUAGUUCGUGUCUUGUUCCCCAAGGAAACAUUAUUGUGCAGCAUUAUGGGAGUGAGUGCACGAGGGCGCAGAACAUUGGAUCCAAACAAAAUUGCUGCAAUAAGAGAGUUUCUUGCAACUAACUUUCCAAACUAUGAUUUGAGCGAGCAUGGAAAAGACUGGAAAACCUGUAUCACGAAUGUCAAUGCUAUGAUCCGCUGUUUACGCUCUGAAACAAAAAUAAACCCAGAGGCAGCUGAAGGGAAAGAAAAAGUGGCUGACGCUCCAGAUACAUCUCAUUGUAUAGAUUUAAAUUAUAAUGAAGAUAGUGAAGGCAAUUCUCAAAACUCUCAGAAAAUGACCAGCUCCUCAACUGACACGUUGCAGAAUUCAGGAUUGGAUAAGUUUCCAGAUGCUUUCCACACACCUUCAGUCAAGAAACAGCAGUCUUUGGAACCUAUGGAACUUCUUGGAAGUCCAUGGCGCAAUGUUCAGUUGCCUUUCUCAGUCAUUUAUGUAGCUAAAGGGAAGUCUCGGCCAGAGUUGUCAGCUCGCUACCUAAUUCGUCAUAUGUUCACUGAAGAUGUGCUGGUAAAAAGCAAUGUAUAUGGUAAUCUUGAACGUGGCAUGAGCCCACUGGACUGCAAUAGAAUUAAUGCUCUCAGAGAUUUUCUUCAAGAGAAUUAUCCAUCCUUUGAUCUAAAGGAAACUGGAUAUGAUUGGAAGGCAUGCGUGGCUGCCAUAAACAGCACAAUCCGCAGUCUCAGACACGACCAUAAAAAGGCUACAGUUGGAAUCCGCCGGAAAGUCUUGGCAGUGCCAUCAUUGAGCGCAAAGAGUCCUCCACAGAGUCCCACUUCAGUAAAGCCAUUUGAAAGUGACACUAUCAAUCUCACGGACUGAAGCUCUCUAACAUCUGUCUCAAAUCUUAAUUUAGCAGUUUUUUAUAAAUCCCACGUAGAAGCCUAUUACAUUGAGUUGUCCUAUUAUACUGAGUUGUCAGCAGCACUAAAUAGUAUUAUUUCAUGAGACCAAAGUUAGCAGAAGACUUGGGAACCCUAACUCCUUGUAUAAGUAGCAUUUGUGCUCCUCAGCAAUUAUUUCCACUGUUCCCUGUAGCAUUUGCAAUGUGCUCUCCCCUAAAAGCACCUUCUUUUCAUGAUUCAUUGACUCUGAAGGAUUAAUCUGAUUAGAAAAGAUGCACUGCGCAUUAAGUCAGCAGAGGCAGGUAGAAACGUGGAGAGGAAAGAAUGGUCCUCCUUGGAGGAAGACUCAUAGCCAGCUAAAUUAUCUCAUUAUGUGUGAGAAAUGAAAUUUGCUUUGACAAUUGGAUAUUUUAAGCAAAAAUAUCGAAUG